UCUCAUCAGUCAUCUCUGGAUCUGCUUCAUCAUCUUUACACAGUGACAUGGACAAACUCAUUCAUCUGAUUUUACUUUCUGGUCUUGCUUCCAUUCAGGGUAGUUUGGAAGAGAAUUUAGCAUUGCAUGGAACAGUUACACAGUCAUCCACACAUCUCACCUGGGUAGCUCAAAAUGCCAUAGAUGGUAAAAAAUAUGGCUCUGAAUACUGCUUUGCUACAUUGAAUCAUAGUAACCCAUGGUGGAGGUUGGAUCUCUUGGAUGUUUAUAACAUCAGUACAGUGAUCAUCACUGCUCACGACGACUAUUUGGAUCAAGCCAACGGAGCCGAGAUUCGUGUCGGAAACUCACUGGAAAACAACGGAAACAACAAUCCCAUAUGUGCUGUAACUUCUGGUCUGCAAGCUGCUCGCACCAUCACUUACUCGUGUCCUGGGAUGUUGGGACGUUAUGUGAAUGUGUUCAUGCCUGGAAGUACUGCUCAUCUGUCUCUGUGUGAGGUGGAGGUGUAUGGAACAG
Messenger RNA from Triplophysa rosa, 519 nucleotides. Its product is annotated as fucolectin-4-like. The record is from RefSeq and is a predicted model, not a curated record. Lineage: Eukaryota; Metazoa; Chordata; Actinopteri; Cypriniformes; Nemacheilidae. The transcript has 4 exons. The annotation marks the transcript as partial.